This is a messenger RNA of Xylaria bambusicola, 2193 nucleotides long. RefSeq lists its product as uncharacterized. The record is from RefSeq and is a predicted model, not a curated record. The transcript has a single exon. The coding region runs from base 1 to 2193 and encodes 730 amino acids. Lineage: Eukaryota; Fungi; Ascomycota; Sordariomycetes; Xylariales; Xylariaceae.
AUGAGUAUUGGAAUUCAAGACUUGUCGGACGAGCUCGUCGUCCGCAUGACUAGUGUCCUUGCACGGCGUCCUGAAUACGGCAUCGGUAUCCCUUCCCGAAGAUGGCUCCAAAGGCAAGAAGAAAAGAUAAAAGAUCUUCCGAAAGAGCUGCAACGUCCAUCAGGCUUAAAGAGACUCGCAAUCAAGAUUGUCGAUCACAUCGACCCCAAUAUCGUGGACCCGCAGGCGGUGCUCUGCAAAACACACUCGGCUCUCAACCCUUUCUUGAUUCGAAGACUUUUCAUUGCCCUCGCGUAUGAGGUUACAGUCCACACAGACUCCCUGCGUUUAUGGAGCGCGAAAACCCUAGAUCCAGAGCUUUCUGCUCUUGUUGGGCGGCUCGACUCGAUAGUGGCAUUAUGGACUGCGCCCGAGCUUUUCCACGAAAUUUACGGGCUCGCCCCUUUUGACGGUUACCACGUCUUUGUUCAGUCUGGAUGUGAAGCCUGCAGUCUCGCGGCUAUUGGUGCUAGCGGACGAGCUCUGGCAGACCUCCGGGCGACCCUUGUUAAUCGCAUGGAAGAGUGUCAGGAAAGGGGUUCCAGAAAAGGUUCAGGUAAGGUGCCUCGCCUAUACCGUAUCGUAGAAGCUUGGAUUGACCAGCUUCGCAAGCGCUGUGACGAUGCAGACCGAGUAGAACAGUGCAGGGCUUGGAGUGAAGCUCUACUUGUCGACUUGAGGAUGGCGAGACCCCAAAUCAAAUCUUGGCGAGCCAAGCAAAAGCGGCGUCGCGCCAAGUUAGAAGAUGCGAAACGUCCUGUGUAUAGUGAAUUGAGAAGAACUAGCACAGGCGCUGAGAUCGCUCCCCUACCCCCCUCUGCUGGCGGCAAGAGACGAACAAGAAACGGAAUUCCAGUAGCUUUAGUCGAUAUCAAGGGAGCCGAAGACCAGCGAAGGGCUGCCAAGGCCUCGAACAGAAGGGAGAGCAUAUAUCGUCCCGAUAGUCUUUCUGGGGAUUCGGAUGUGCACAGGCGAGAGAAAUCUGCUCGUGAGCGCAAUACCAGUGCUAACACUCGACCUCCUGCCCCUGAACCGGCUCGAAUGAGUGGCCCCAGCGACGCUUCACCAACAGGAUCCUUUCUCCACCGGUUUGAACAGGAAAUCCCCAUUGGCGAUGAUUUCCAAGCCGAUGAGAACCUAGAAGAAGACAACGAGCUAGACGACAAUGAUUACGCUGAGAAAAGCCGAGCUAGAGUACAAGAAUGGUUUUCCAGCCAAUUUUCCCACCCUGAAUUGAACCUGAGCCAGGACGAUACGCAAUCCAUACUGUCCAUGGUACACCCUGCCUUUCGCCCUAAUGCUAGUCACAUCGCUGCAUCUGCCUUGCCCUCACCGCUUGACGUCAGGAAAAAAUGUGAACCAUCGUCCCCCCAAAUUGGAGGAUAUAAGGCAGCGAGUAGCGUAUGGACAGACUGUACGACGUACACGCAAGAUGAAGCCAAUAACUCCAGCAUACCCCCAGUGCCACGGAUCCCUUCGGAAUACAGGACUGAUAAACGCUCCCUUGAUAGCGCCGGCCAAGGUAGUUCGCCUAGAGUGCCGAGACCAAGCUCAGGCUACAGCAGGCAAACGUCGACGACGAGUUUCCCUCGGUACAAGGAUCCGUUCAUAACUCGGGCCGAGUCCGUCUCCUCGUCAUCAUCGUCGACGAAAGGGAAGAGAAAAAAUGAGAGGGAAAACCCAGCCCCUAAUUGGCCUGCUCCCCCACACGGACAUCCGCCCGAUAGUCCGCGUCGGCAGGGGCCGUUCCUGCCUCAAUCUGACGUCGGCUCCGCGAUGUCGGAGCAACGACACGCUUUUCUCAUGGACCGCUUCCGGCCCAAAGAGGAGCCCCUGCAAGAACGAAAUUCGACGAGCACGAACCACUCUGAUCCUCGAGCUUCGACCGCAACAAAAUCACCAGAGCGACCGCCGGGUAUGCAGCGCGCCUCUAGUUCAGUGUAUAGCAGAUCUUCUAUUUCUGGCUUCGCUGGGUCUGAAAAGGGGACGGUGAGAGAUGGAUCUGCGGUUACUUCACGGUCUGCCGCGACUGCGCAAGCCCAGCGAAAUGAUGUCGGAGGUGAUGCUCCGCGAAGUAAUAAAACUCCUGGGCCAAGAUAUCCGCCGCCCCCGUCUGCCGUCACGGAGUUGGGCAACUUUCGGGGGAAGAUGUAA